AUGAGAUUCCUGGAUAGAGAGAAGAUGGGGUGGAAGAGAUUUGUGUUGAUGGUUGUGGCGGCGGCGUGGAUAAUAGUAGGCAACCUGAGCUGUGUGGAGUGUCUGCCUCACCGGAUUUUGUUGGAUACCGAUGCCGACACCGAUGAUUUAUUUGCGCUCUUGUAUCUUUUGAAGCUUAACAAAUCAGAAUUUGAUUUGAAGGGAAUAAGCAUUAGCUCAAAUGGAUGGAGUGAUGCAGGACAUUCUGUGAAUCACAUAUAUGAUUUGCUUUAUAUGAUGGGGCGCGAUGAUAUUUCUGUUGGUGUGGGAGGAGAGGACGGAAUACUUGACGAUGGUACCAUUUUACCAAAUGUAGGUGGAUAUCUACCUAUAAUUGAGCAGGGAGUUGGUACAGUUGGAUAUUGUAGAUACAGACAAAGUAUUCCUGUUGGGCGUGGGGGACGUUUAGACGUGGACACAAAUUUUGGCUUAAGAAAGAGGUUCCUCCCUCAGGGAAAGAGAAGAUAUUGGCCACUUGAGCAGCCCACAGCUCAGCAAGUAUUGAUGGACACAAUUUCUGCUGGGCCGACCACUGUUUUUAUCAUCGGAGUCUCUACAAACUUGGCUAUGUUUCUCAUGAGCAAUCCUCAUUUGAAACAAAAUGUAGAGCACAUAUAUGUGAUGGGUGGCAGUGUGCGAGCAGCUGGGCAAGGAGGUGACAUUAUUGGAAAUAUCUUCACUGAUUUAGCUAGUAAUCCUUAUGCAGAGUACAACAUUUUUAUGGAUCCGUUUGCUGCAUACCAGGUUAUUCAUUCUGGAAUUCCAGUUACUCUUGUUCCAUUGGAUGCCACAAACACCAUUCCCAUUACUGCAGAAUUCUUUGAUAACUUUGAGCGCAAUCAACACACAUAUGAGUCACAGUACAUUUUCAAGUCCUUGAAAAUGGCCCGCGAUACUGCCUUUGCCAAUGAUGAUCAAUUCUACGCGAACUACUUCAUGUGGGACGUAUUUAUGUGUGGUGUAGCUACUUCAAUUAUGAGUAAGCAGGCACAAAAUGGUGAAGGCCAAAAUGAGUUUGCAGAAAUGAAGUACAUGAACAUUACUGUAAUCACCUCGAACAAGCCCUAUGGUGUGUCUGAUGGCUCUAAUCCAUUGUUUGAUGGUCGCAAGACUCCAAAGUUGAGGCUAAGCAGAAAUGGUUGUCAUAGUGGACAUGUUCAGACUGGUCUACGUGAUCCAUUUUGCCUUGUCAAAAAUGGCACUGGAAAAUGCACAGAUGGGUAUACGGUGAUGACAGAGGGUGAAGAAGGUGUGCCUGUUCUCGUUGCAGUAAAAGCAAAACCCAACCCUGAUGUUAACAGCCCAUUAAACAGAGCCUUCUAUAUCAACUUUUUGGAUGUAAUAAACCGCAAUGAACAAAGUAGCAGGUUCAGUUUUGCAACAGAAUAUCAUCCUUAUAGCUAUGAACAAGUAGUUUACAAACCAGAUGUUUGGGGAAAAGAUGUUGUGUUUGACAUGGACAUGAGUGCUGGAGACUUCCUAGCUCUCUUUUAUCUUCUUAAACUUCCUGUGGAAGAUAUGAAUCUCAAGGCAAUUCUGGUGAGCCCAACUGGUUGGGCAAAUGCAGCAACAAUUGAUGUAAUCUAUGAUGUGUUACACAUGAUGGGUCGUGAUGACAUUCCCGUAGGCCUGGGAGAUGUAUUUCCAAUGAACAUUGCAGAUCCAAUCAUCCCUAAAGUUGGAGACUGCAAGUAUCAAAAGGUUAUCCCACAUGGUAGUGGUGGAUUUAUUGACUCAGAUACUCUAUACGGUUUAGCUCGUGAUUUGCCUCGUAGCCCUCGGGGAUAUACAGCAGAGAAUUGUGUGAAAUAUGGAGCUCCAAGAGAUACUGAUCACCCUGAACUACGACAACCUCUUGCAUUACAAGUGUGGGAGUCAGUGGUGAAAUCUCUUCAUCCCAAAUCCAAGAUUACCAUUUUGACAAAUGGUCCACUGACCAACAUAGCAAAGAUUGUUGGUGCUGGUGAGAAUAUGUCAUCUGUUAUCCAGGAAGUAGUAGUUAUUGGGGGUGGGGGGCACAUCAACUUUCUACCUCCAGAGGCAGAACUCAAUUUGUUUUUGGAUCCUUUGGCUGCAAAAACACUUUUCUCUUCAAAACUCAAUAUCACUCUCAUUCCCCUUGCCACACAGCGCAAACUUACUUCAUUCCCUCAAAUCAUACACACACUCAUUCAACACAAAACUCCUGAAGCAGCCUUUGCUAAACGUCUGCUGUCAACACUACAUCACUUGCAAAUGAAGCAUCCCAGAUAUCAACACACGGGAAUAUUUGUUGGGGAAAUCCUAGGAUCAGUACUUGUAGCAGGCGAUGUUUCUGCCUUGAAACCAAAAUUUGCCAUCAAGAAAAUCAAAGUAUCUGCAACAGGGCAAGUGGUUAUUGAUGAAAAGCAAGGCAAAGCGGUGAAGGUGUUGGAAAAUGUGGAUGCAUUGGCUUACUAUCAUCUCUUCGCGAAUACGCUAGGUCACAAGAAACAGUCUACUGUGGUUGGAAGCUUUUUAGGGCAAAUUUUAUUGUUCUUUUGGUUGUUGUUAUUACUAGUACUACUUCACAUAAAUAAACGCAGGUCAUUAAUUAUUUAA
This is a messenger RNA of Ipomoea triloba (trilobed morning glory), 2619 nucleotides long. RefSeq lists its product as uncharacterized. Bases 1 to 2619 code for a protein of 872 amino acids. The record is from RefSeq and is a predicted model, not a curated record. Lineage: Eukaryota; Viridiplantae; Streptophyta; Magnoliopsida; Solanales; Convolvulaceae. Gene Ontology annotation, molecular function: hydrolase activity, hydrolyzing N-glycosyl compounds. The transcript has 12 exons.